AUUGGGAGUAACAGGCUUAAGUAAACGUAUUCGUUUAGAAGAAGCAUCAAAUUUACAAAAAUCAAAAUAUGAUCAUUAUUUCUAUGAUAGAUUAUCUUUAUUAAGAUCUAAUCUAAAUAUUAAAUAUAAUAAUAAAUUAAAUUAUAUUCAAUUGAAUUCACCAUGGGAUUAUGAAUUACAAAGAUUUUUAAUAAAAGGUGGACGUCAAUUAAUCCCAUCGAAAAGAUUACAACAUUGUCAACGUUCUAUACAAAGUGCUGGUUCAUGUUUAUUACAAGAAUAUAAAAGAAAACAAAAUGAAUAUCAACAAGACAUUGAACAGAAUCAUGAUAUUUUACAUCAGGUUAAUAAAGUGGAUCAUGGUGAUGAUGAUCGUGGUGACGGUGAUGGUGAUCGUGGUGAUGGUGAUGAUGAUGAUGAUGAUGAAUUUUGGAAUAUUGAAUUCAAUGCAAAUGAUGAUUCAUCUAGAAAACAUUCCACAUCAGCUGAUAUAAAUGCCUUACAUAGAAAGGAUAAUAAUAACAACAGUAAGGAUAAUAUAAAAUCAUACCAUUUACGUAUCACACUCAAUGAUAUAAUACAAAAAAUUGAAGAUAAUCAAGGUAUGGACAUUCAUACCUUUAAUUAUUUAACAAAUUCUACUUCAUCAUGUAAUGCUCUAGUUCAAUCAGGUUAUCGUACGAAGACAUCAUCAGCAUCAUCAUCAUCAUCAUCAUCGUCGUCAUCUUCAUCAUCAUCUUCAACACCAACAUUUCCUUCUUCUCCAUUCAGUGAAAUUCCUGAUGAUUCUAAUGAUGAAAUUGAUAUGUCUAAUGAAUUCAAAUUACAUUCUAUGAAAAAGAUACGGCCUAUAAAUCUAUUUAAACGGAUUAUUAUCGCUGGUCUACUGCUACGUGCAACAUUGAAUCUUAUCAGACCAAUACAAGAAUUGAAAGAUGCUAAAUUACGUAGUAAAAGUGCUCAAACAUUUGUUGAACUUCAAAAGAAUAUUGAAGUGAAAUUAAAUAUUGAUCAUUUAGGAUUUGAUAAAUAUGCAUAUAAAAUCAAUCGUGAAAAAUAUCUUACACAUGAUGCAGUGAAAAUACUCACUUUACCAAGUAAAUAUCGUACAGAAUCAAUGAUUCAUUCAGCAACUGUAUCUGUUAUUGCAACAACAGAAGCAUUCAGUGAAUUCCCAAUUGCUAUGCAAAAAGCAAUUAUAGAAAAAGCAUGGUAUGAAAAAUAUGAAGCUAGACGUAUGAUAAUUCGACAAGGCCAACCACCAUUAAAUUUCUACUUCAUCAUUUCAGGUUCUGUGGUUGUUAGUGUAUCAAGAAAAAAUAAACAAACAGGAGAACCUUAUGAAGAGACUGUAGCUUUUUUAAAAGCUGGACAAAGUUUUGGAGAAUUAGCUUUAAUUUAUGGUGGUAAACGUAGUGCAACAAUUAUAUGUAAAACAUCAGUAGAAUUAUUAGUUAUGUCACAUGAUGAAUUUAAUAAAAUCUUUAUGCAAAAUACUCAAAAUCAUGAAGCUGAACAUAUAACAUUCUUACGUACUAUACCAUUUAUACCAAAUCAAAUUAUAAAUCAUUUAACUGGAGUUGAUAGUUCUAUUUUAUUAUUUACAUUUUUUAGACGUAAUGUAACCAUCUGUAUUGAUAGUAAUCAAAGUAAUUGGAUUUAUAUUGUUAAAACAGGACAAUGUAGAAUUCUUAAAGAUGUUGAAUUAAAACCGAAACAUUUCAAGUCAACAGUUAAAACUCAUAGACCUAAAACUGAAUUCCAAUAUUAUUUUGAUUCGUCCAUUCACAAUGAGAAAUCGAAAUCGGAUACUCGAAAUUCAACUAAGAAAUUAGAUAAUGAAAAUGUUAAAGUAUUUAUAGAAUUGAAAAUAUUGGAACCAAACAGUGUAUUUGGUUUAGAAUCUAUUGCAUUUGAACCAUUCGGUGGUACAACAUCCGUUUCAUUAGUAUCUGAUGGAGCAGAAUGUGUUGCAAUUAAUAAAAAAUUCUUUAUUGAACAUUGUCCAACAAAUUUUUUAAAUUGGUUACGAUCCAAGGUUCAACCAUUUCCUAGUGUUGAAGAAUUGGAAUCAAAAUUGAAUACUUAUCGGGAAUGGAAAAUUUAUCGUAAUCAAGUAGUUCAGGAUAGCACUUCUGGUACUAAAUGAUGUGAUGUAUGGG
Molecule: messenger RNA, 2162 nt
Organism: Schistosoma spindalis
Lineage: Eukaryota; Metazoa; Platyhelminthes; Trematoda; Strigeidida; Schistosomatidae
Source: the annotation of a GenBank genome assembly